AUGUCGGCUGGGGGACUGGAAAUAUUUGGGGCGGUUGGGGUAUCGUUGCAACUCGUCAAGGCGGCCGGGACCUGCUUGUCGAUUGUGAACGAGGUUCGACAAAUCUCAAACCUUGCUCACGAGCAAAACAACGCUCACUUCGACUUACACGUUCAGGCCUUGAAGUUUGAAAGGUGGUGUGCCACGUUGAGCAUCCAGGACAUCUUACGGAGGACCGAGCAGGGUCCGAGUAAUUCUGGGCUUUGCAAGCCGAACCAUCAAACUCAGCUAAAGGGCGCCGUCGAGUCGCAGCUUCGCUUGGAGAACCCGAUCCUCGUCGAUCUGACCACGAAGGCCCUAGCAGACAUGAAAAACGACUUUGCCGAGGCAACCAAGAUCAUCAUGCAGUAUGCUGGAGUGUCGCCGCCGCCUGAGAAAAUAACCAGCAACACCUCGCUGCAAGUCCCAAAGAGCGGAAAACAAUCGAGAUGGGACAAAAUGCUGCGCAAGGAACCAAAGGCACAACCGUCUGCCUCUCUUCAGACUCAUUCGAAUGUGAUUUCGCGCGGAGGCUCCAGCAUGGCCCUCAGAACCAAGUGGGUAACGUCGGAUAAAGGCCGGGUUGAGGUCCUGUUGAAGCGAAUUGGGCAUACAAACGAGUUGCUGGUCGUGCUCCUCGACACCGCACACCAGGCACAGGUCGACCGCCAGACGGAUAUGACCAUCCUAGAUCUCAUGGACCAUGAUACCCUGGAAGGGACAACAACACGUCCAGAACUGAAGACGAUGGCCAAGAUCAAGCAAUGGCAGAUGCAAGAGCGGAGAGACAGCCAAACCGACGACGCGGUGUCGGCGUACUCCUUCUCUACCAUCUCGGGCGCGAAUCAGGCCUCAAGAAGGAUUCAUUCUUAUCAAGUUCGCGACUUCAAGAGAGGGAGCCUCCCGCACGGCGAAUAUCGAACGUUGACAGUUCUGGAAGACAAGCAGGUCAUGGUGGAGUGGAAAUACUACAACCGCGACCAGCCUUUCCGUCUCGAGCAGACUUUGAGACUGGGAGGGCUCGUGGGACUACUCAACAGGGACGAACUGUUCAAGAAGUUCAUGACGCUGCCCUGCAAGGGUCUCGUCGACGAUGCCGACAACUCGAGGAUCGGGGUUGUUUUCGCGGUUGAGGGAUCUGCCGGUAACCGCUUGAAAUCCCUACAAGCCUUGAUCCGCGAGACCCAAGUUCCAGUUCCGAUCGGGCAGAGGUUUCAAAUCGCCAAAGGCCUCGUCACGGCCGUCCACCAUCUCCAUUCUGUUGAUUGGCUGCAUAAGUCGAUCCGGAGCGAUAACAUCAUAUGCUCCUGGGCGCCCGAAUCCGAGAUACAGGUCCCGCCUUCCUCUCCUAGAGGUAAACCGGCAGUUGUCCAAGAAAACGGCGGCGAUGGCGCAGGUUCUGGUUUCGGGGCAGCCAAAACGUUAGCAACUCGGCCGCGCCCGCGACCACUUCCCCCUCAGUAUCUCGUCGGCUGGGACUUGUCUCGCCCUGAUCAUCCCCUGGAGUUAUCCGAGACGCUGUCGAUAUCCACGGCCGGGUUCCAGAGCCGACGCGACGAGAUUCUCCUCUACAACCAUCCGAGCCUGCAUGCGCAGUCGGAAUCGGGCAAGAGACCACGUUACCGCGCCAGAUUCGACAUUUAUAGUCUAGGGCUAGUCCUCCUCGAAAUAGGCUUGUGGCGUACUUUGAGCGAGCUGCGUCGUCAUUGUAACAGCGACGCUGAAUUCAGGGACAAGCUCCCCACCGAGUUCUGCGACAAACUGCUCCCGAGAGUUGGGGAGGUGUAUUGGCGCGCCGUACAGCGGUGUAUAAACGGCGAUUUCGAUGACGGGUCCGGCGGGGCCUCUGAGACGGAAGGAUUCCAGUUACAAAUAGCGUUCGAGAGGCUGGUAGUGUCUGAGAUUGAGAGAUGCUAUGCAUAG
Messenger RNA from Colletotrichum destructivum, 1941 nucleotides. Its product is annotated as Putative protein kinase domain, prion-inhibition and propagation, HeLo. Gene Ontology annotation, biological process: protein phosphorylation. The record is from RefSeq and is a predicted model, not a curated record. NCBI's taxonomy places the organism in Eukaryota, Fungi, Ascomycota, Sordariomycetes, Glomerellales, Glomerellaceae. The transcript has a single exon. Gene Ontology annotation, molecular function: protein kinase activity; ATP binding. Bases 1 to 1941 code for a protein of 646 amino acids.